This is a messenger RNA of Fusarium poae, 336 nucleotides long. RefSeq lists its product as uncharacterized. Lineage: Eukaryota; Fungi; Ascomycota; Sordariomycetes; Hypocreales; Nectriaceae. Bases 1 to 336 code for a protein of 111 amino acids. The record is from RefSeq and is a predicted model, not a curated record. The transcript has a single exon.
AUGAGCCCGGAUGCUGCGGGAGGAGUCAUCGCUACAAGGGCCUUGGGUACCGACCAGCCAACAAGCCUCAGCGGAGCCCUUCAAGCCCUUGUCCAGCUUGUCUCCAUGCUUCGCUGGGCAUCCAUCCAUGUGGAUGACACCAGGGUCGCCUGGAGAUUGCACUGGAGCCAGCGCCUAAGCCUGUUUAGCCCUUCUCUGACGCUCAGACGGAGCUCUUUUGUCUUUACCAAGCCAAUCAUUCACAAAGAUGCAGUCAAGUUGCUGACAGAGCGCGUCCGACAGACACCGCGGAGGUACGGGGUUUACGGCUUCCCGAAUCCAGGCGUAUUACCGUAA